Alternaria ventricosa is the source of this 1398-nucleotide messenger RNA. RefSeq lists its product as uncharacterized. The record is from RefSeq and is a predicted model, not a curated record. Bases 1 to 1398 code for a protein of 465 amino acids. Gene Ontology annotation, molecular function: oxidoreductase activity, acting on paired donors, with incorporation or reduction of molecular oxygen; iron ion binding; heme binding. The transcript has a single exon. Lineage: Eukaryota; Fungi; Ascomycota; Dothideomycetes; Pleosporales; Pleosporaceae.
AUGUCUCCAGUUAGACAUAUACCAGGCCCCUGGUACGCGCGGGUCUCCAAGUUGCCACUAAAAUAUGCCACGUACAAGCGUAGACGGUCGGACUACGUUACGAAGCUUCUUGAUCAGUAUGGACCCAUUGUCGUCAUCGCAACGGAUCAAGUUCACACUGUGGACGAAAAUGCAAUGAAAACGAUAUAUGACAAAUCUGCACUCAAGACCUCAUUCUACUCCUCAAUGGGAAGCUGGAAAGGCGUCGUGUCCACUCUCGGUUUCGUGGACUACCCGUCUGCAGCCCCAUCACGCAACAAUUUGAUCCAAUGCUUCCAGAACAAAAACCUCGCGGCUUUGGUGGAGAACAUCCAGUCGCACGUCGAGGAUUUCAUCCAGCUGCUCCAUCGUAAGGAUGAGGCCGAAGAAGCCGUUGACGGAGUCGUCGUCUUCCGCUUACUUGCGCUGGACAUUGUGACCGAUGUACUCUGGGCCGAAGAACACAGACUGCUGCACAACUACAAGGAGAACGACGCACCGGCUUUUCUUCGACGGUUUCACGCGUUUAGCACUUGGAACGCGAUGAAGAGCUUCAUCCCUGGAGCAGAUUUCUACGUCAGAUGGUUCGGCAAUGAGAAGUGGAAGACAUUAAGGAAAGAUUGCCAUGAUAUGGAUGUCACGGCAAAAGAAGCUUUGAACCGCUGGGAGAAUAGUGAGAACGCUGCUGGCCGACAAAAGGAUGUUCUCUCGAUGCUGCAGUCUAUGAACAAAGUAAACGCAUCUGCCGUUCCUCCGGAAGACAUUCCCGCAUACAUGGUCGAGAUGCUCGCAGCGGGUUCUUCGACUACUUCGCAUACCGCUGCGUUUGCUUGCUGGCUUCUGACUCGCCAUCCCGAGGCCCAGGAGCGACUUCGUGCGGAACUCAUUGAAGCCUUGCCCGACUUGGAAAGCUUCGACAUCAAGCGCACCAUGAAUCUCGAAUUUCUCGACGGUGUUAUUCGGGAGACCAUGCGGAUGUACCCUAUGAUCCCAGGGCCACUCGAAAGACAUUUGGGGAAGGAUCUUGUAAUCGCUGGAAAGCAAGUCCCGAGAGGCGUGAUCGCAUCGACUGCAGCGCUCAACCAGGGACAGCUAGAAGAGGUUUAUCCAGAGCCGCAGCUUUGGAAACCUGAGCGCUGGAUCGGCGCUGAUGAACGUAUGAAACUGAACUGGAUUCCGUUCGGCCAUGGUUCUCGUGCCUGUCCGGGCUCGAAUCUGGCUUUGACAGAACUCAAGUACAUGCUAGGUUUGAUCUUUCGAAAGUUCAAAGCAACAAUGCCCCCCGGCAUGGAAGAAGACAACCUGGCUCUGGCGGACGUCUUCGCAGCUGGAUCGAAGACGGGCUCUUGUUGGUUGAAGUUCAGACGAUUGGAGGCGUAA